AUGGACCACAUUGACGAUGCGCGCAGCGGCAGCGGUCACGAACAUUCCGAGAAACCAGCAGCCACGGGCGCCGCCACCCACGUGGCCGGCGAUGCCCUCCUCCUCGACAAGCAGGGCAACAUCCGGCGCCUGCCCAUUCCAUCAAACGACCCCAAUGAUCCCCUCAACUUCAAGACGUGGGAGAAGGCAGCGACCAUCUUCUGCUGCUGCUGGUUCUCCUCGAUGUCCCUUGCUCUUGCAGCCGGGCUUGGGCCGUUGUUGGGAGUCUUCUUUGGGAUGUACGCUCCUCAGGGCUACAGCCCGGGCCAGAUUGUUUAUCUCCUCACGAUUCCCGCGUUGUGCAUUGGGCUUGCUCUCGCAUACGGCAGACGGCCCGUGUUCAUCGGGUCCACCGUCGUCCUCCUCGCCUCCUCGAUCGGCGCCGCCACGCAAAACUCGUACACGGGCCAUCUCGGCGCGAGGAUCGUGCAGGGACUGUCCACCGGCGCAACCGAGUCGGUUCUGCCUCUCAUGCUCACCGAGCUCACGUAUCUUCACCAGAGGAGCAGGGUGUUCGGCUUGUACUGGCUGACCCAGACGCUGAUCUCGAACCUCCUGAACAUCUUCUCGUCCUACAUCAACGCCGCCCUGGGCUGGCAGUGGUACUACUGGGUCUUUGUUAUCACGAUCGCCGUGGGACUCGUUGCUUCCAUCUUUGGUGCCUUCGAGACUCGCUACGCCCGUCCGGCCAUGAGCAUUGAUGGCGUGGUCGUCUACACUGACGACUUUGGCGUGACCCAUGUCGUCCCUGCCGACGAAGCGAGCAGCCACCCUGAGCUCCAAGCUCAGGGACUCGCUGGCCUUCCAGACAACACGCCAUAUGACGGCCCACAGCCCACUUACAAGAAUCGUGUCGCGCUCUGGGGCAAACCCCACCCGACCCCAGCUAAGAUCAUGGUUAGCUCGUGGGUGCUCAUGGUCAAGUGCUUGACAUCGCCAGCUAUCGUCUACGCAAUCCUCAUCAGCUCUGUUGCAUUGGCCGGACUGAUCAACCAGAGCCUGUCCUACAGUGAAGCGCUCAUGGAGUACGGCUGGGCUCCUGAGUCUAUCGGCCUCGUCAAUGUUGGCGCCAUCAUCGGCUCGGUUCUGGGCUCCGCGUACUCGGUCUUCUUCGGCGACUGGCUUGUCCUCUGGCUGGCCAAGCGCAACCAGGGCAUCCACAAGCCCGAGCACCGCAUCAUCGUCCUGGCUCCCAUGGGCGUGCUUGGUUUUGCCACGCUGCUCGGCUACGCCUUCACCGUGCACGGUCUUCCGAGCUGGUGGGGUCUCAUGGUGACGUUUACCUUUUACCAGAUGGCCUGGGUGUCCGUGCUCAUCAUCUCGACCACGUUUGCCGCCGAGGUGUGGCCCAAGCACCCCGGUCCCGCGCUCGUCAUGGUCGUCGGCAGCAAGAACAUUGUCUCAUUCUGCCUGACCUUUGCGUAUACCCCCAUGGUCGAGCACGGCGGCGUCACCUGGGCAUUCUGCGUGCUUGCGGGUGUCUUUGCGGGGUGCUUCUUGCUGGGGUUCCCGGUCUACUUCCUCAACACGAAGUGGCGCAGGAACGAGAGCAAGAAGGACAGCAUCAACUCGACGACGGACUAGAUGAUUUUGAUGGCUUAAGUAGAGCGAUUAGAGGACGUAUCGCAAGAUUGAUCAGGCUAGUUCCCCUUUCUGAAGGACACGCGGUAGUUUAGCCAUUGUACCUUGGUCAAACCAAAUUGAGCUUUG
Microdochium trichocladiopsis is the source of this 1749-nucleotide messenger RNA. RefSeq names its product major facilitator superfamily domain-containing protein. The transcript is spliced from 4 exons. NCBI's taxonomy places the organism in Eukaryota, Fungi, Ascomycota, Sordariomycetes, Xylariales, Microdochiaceae. Gene Ontology annotation, biological process: transmembrane transport. The record is from RefSeq and is a predicted model, not a curated record. Bases 1 to 1623 code for a protein of 540 amino acids. Gene Ontology annotation, molecular function: transmembrane transporter activity.